Messenger RNA from Pyrus x bretschneideri (Chinese white pear), 495 nucleotides. RefSeq lists its product as uncharacterized. NCBI's taxonomy places the organism in Eukaryota, Viridiplantae, Streptophyta, Magnoliopsida, Rosales, Rosaceae. The transcript has 3 exons. Gene Ontology annotation, biological process: protein import into nucleus. Gene Ontology annotation, cellular component: nucleus. The record is from RefSeq and is a predicted model, not a curated record. The coding region runs from base 1 to 495 and encodes 164 amino acids.
AUGGAGGGAGCGCGAGAGAGCGCUCAGAAGGAAACGUGGAGAGGAGAUAAAGCGGUGAGACAAAAGGAAAUGGAGGGAGCAGCCGCAGCCGCAGCCGCAGCAGAAGGGCGGCAUCCUCUCAAACCCCAUCCUCGUUUCAAUAACCGUAACAGCUGGAAACAUAAGGAUUUGAUCAAAUCUGCAUUCCAGGACAUAGUUUCUGCUGAAUUGGAAAAAAUUAAGGAAUCGUCAUUGGAUGAAAAUGUAAGAAGUUCAACAUCUGUCCCGGAGGCCAAUGAUAUGUUAUGGGAAUACGAUGGCCUUACAAAUGUAUACCAAGGUGAUUGUGAAGAGAUAUUGUUAGAAAUGCAAAGGAUCUUUUAUGAAGACCUGACUAUUCAUCCAACUAGAAAAGAAGAAACAGAAAUCUGUGUUGAAACAUGGGAAGAUGAAGAGGAUGAGUAUUUGUCCCAGGCAGUUUAUGAGCAUAUGCAACUGAACGACAAGCAGGUAUAA